Molecule: messenger RNA, 5775 nt
Organism: Galleria mellonella (greater wax moth)
Lineage: Eukaryota; Metazoa; Arthropoda; Insecta; Lepidoptera; Pyralidae
Gene: dnc
Product: cAMP-specific 3',5'-cyclic phosphodiesterase
Exons: 12
Coding region: 1177-3174 (665 amino acids)
Biological process (GO): signal transduction
Cellular component (GO): perinuclear region of cytoplasm; cytosol; nucleus
Molecular function (GO): 3',5'-cyclic-AMP phosphodiesterase activity
Source: RefSeq, a predicted model, not a curated record
GGUCUGCCGGCCGUCGCGACGCUUCGCCGCCGCGCCGCUACGCGCCUCGCACCGUAUCAUGUGGGAGACGUGUGAGAUGCAUUGCUGAACGGCACCGUCGCUGUGCGCUCAGCUGGGCCCUGUUUCCUCGUAGGACUGCGCCCUCGUGCGCCCUCACGCGUCCCUUUCCUGAUUUAACGCGUCGAACCUGUGUACAUAGUGCAGUGUGCCACUGGGACAUUGUUUUGUGUACUACCCGUGCUGAUCUAUUUUGAAUACACUUUUCAAUCGUGGGAAUUGUCACUUAACGAUGCUUCGGUACUUUCGAAGAUAAUUAGAUGGUGAUUUUGAAUAUAAAUAAAACGACAUCAAGUGGAAUUCAUUUUCGGAUUCAAAAAUUAACUCUUCCAUCUCCUCGUACUUUAACUCCUUUCCUUGAUUACUUUGAACUACUAGUUUAAAAUACGACUGACAUAUCGAUACUCUAAACUUAUCUUCUAAAUUUGAAGACUGAUAGAACUUUUUUACUCUACUGUUGUCCCUGUCCUUAAAACAAGUGCCAAAGAGAACGGGAACCACCAAACCUUGACUGGGUAAGUUUGUGCUGCGUGAAAUUUGAAGUGUGACACGAAUGGUGAUCAUAGACAGCGAAUGUGCAAACGUGUGCCUGUGCACGUGUGGUAGUGUGGCGUGUGGCGUGGGCGCCUUGGGUCGGAGGGCGCGCAAAGCACCAAGGUGGUCGGAGGCGGGGUGUUCCGUUGCUGCGUGCCCUUGUGUGGGGCGCGCGCGGCGGCGCCCGUCGACGACGCCGACUAUGCCCUCAGGGAGGGCAGCCCGCAGCAAGCCCUAGACGAAUAUGUCGCCCCAGAGCCUGUAAUAAGCUCGCCGCGUCCGAUCGGUCAACAAUCUCCUUUACCGGGGAUCGAGGAAGAAGACGAUUCCGAUUGGCCGUUGGAAGACGCAACGGACGUGACUAUCACGCCUUCGUACAAGAGUACUAAAAGUAGCACGGAUACAGCUUAUACGUCAUCUAGGAGUUCAGGGAAGAAACGUUUUGGAAGCCCAUCAUCAGUGAAGAUAUGCAUAUCAGCAGCGGCUAGGAAGUCCAAUAAAGCCCGUAAGCGUGGCGCCGCGGUUUCGUCGGCUGCGCAGGCCGGCGAAGAAGCCGCGCCCACACUUUUGCCCACACACGGCAGGAUGCAAGCCGAACAGGGCAGCAUCGGGGAGCUGCAGAAGUACCAUGGCAGGUACCUCAAGAGCCGGCGGCACACUUUGGCUAAUGUUCGCUUCGAUGUGGAAAAUGGUGGAGGCGCGGGCGGCGGCGCGGGGGGCGCACGCUCGCCCCUCGAGGGCGGCUCGCCGUCAACCGCGCUCGUCCUUCAAGCCAUGCCGCAGCGCCGCGAGUCUUUCCUAUACCGCUCAGACUCCGACUUCGAGAUGUCGCCCAAGUCUAUGUCAAGAAACAGUUCGAUUGCCAGUGAAAGAUUCAAGGAGGCAGAGGCGGCACAACUGGACAGAGCCCACGGCGAAGACCUGAUCGUGACGCCGUUCGCGCAGGUGCUGGCCAGUCUGCGUAGCGUUCGCAACAACUUCUUAUGUCUUACCAAUGUACCUGUCGCCAAAUCACGAAGAUCGUCGGGUGCAGCAACAGCUGUUACUCCACAACCAAAGAAUUUCAAUCCUGGAGACGAAGCCUAUAUGAAGCUAGCACUGGAAACAGUGGAAGAGCUCGACUGGUGUCUGGACCAGCUCGAGACCAUACAAACUCAUCGCUCAGUCUCCGAUAUGGCUUCGCUCAAGUUCAAACGGAUGUUGAACAAGGAGCUGAGCCAUUUCUCCGAGUCGAGCAAGUCCGGAAACCAAAUCUCGGAGUAUAUUUGCUCCACUUUCUUGGACAAGCAGCAAGAACUCGACUUACCUUCAUUGCAAGUUGAUGAGAGCUCUGAACGUGCCAAGAAAAAGGAAAAACCCCGUCACAGCGGUCCUGGAACAACCAUGUCACAAAUAUCUGGCGUCAAACGGACGUUGACUCAUACAAACAGUUUUACGGGCGAACGAGUUCCAAGAUAUGGAGUUGAAACACCUCACGAAGAAGAACUUGGUCGACUUUUGGGUGAACUUGACCGUUGGGGAGUUGACAUUUUCCGCAUCGGUGACCUGUCGUGUGGCCGACCCCUUACUGCCGUCGCUUACGCUGCAUUCACUUCCAGAGAGCUACUCACCACUUUACAAAUUCCGGCACGCACAUUCUUAGCCUUCGCUGUGACAUUAGAAGAACAUUACGUCCGUGAUAAUCCUUUCCAUAACUCACUUCAUGCUGCAGAUGUUACACAAUCAACAAAUGUACUACUUAACACACCGGCUCUGGAUGCCGUAUUUACACCUAUUGAAGUAUGUGCAGCAUUGUUUGCAGCUUGUGUACAUGACGUAGACCAUCCUGGCCUCACGAAUCAGUUCCUGGUCAACUCUAGCUCAGAGCUGGCGCUUAUGUAUAAUGACGAGUCUGUACUAGAAAAUCACCAUCUUGCCGUAGCGUUUAAAUUACUUCAAAAUGAUGGAUGUGACAUAUUUGUUAACUUGCAUAAGAAGCAAAGACAAACACUACGAAAAAUGGUCAUAGAUAUGGUGCUUUCAACUGAUAUGUCGAAGCAUAUGAGUCUACUUGCAGACUUAAAGACUAUGGUCGAAACAAAGAAAGUUGCUGGCAGCGGAGUAUUACUAUUAGACAAUUACACAGAUAGAAUACAAGUUUUGGAGAAUCUCGUACAUUGUGCCGAUCUUAGUAACCCUACGAAGCCAUUACCUUUGUAUAAGCGAUGGGUAGCGUUACUCAUGGAAGAAUUCUUCCAACAAGGAGAUCGUGAAAGAGAGCAUGGCAUGGACAUUAGCCCUAUGUGUGAUAGGCAUAAUGCUACAAUAGAAAAAUCUCAAGUCGGUUUUAUCGACUAUAUCGUGCACCCGCUGUGGGAAACAUGGGCAGAUCUUGUUCAUCCGGAUGCCCAAGAUAUUUUGGACACGCUAGAAGAGAACCGAGACUACUAUCAAAGUAUGAUCCCACCGUCACCACCACCAGCGCCCAUUCAAACGCAUUCUUUACCUGACGAUGAUCGCCCCGAACAAAUACGCUUUCAAGUAACUCUAGAAGAAGGGGAAGGCUCAGAAGAAUGCGAAGGAGAGGGCGACGGUGGAAUGUGACGGAAACUACUGGGAAUUUGUAAGAAACUCUCUGAGAAGAUGCAGGUGUGGUGGAAGCUCUGGCAGUAAAGCGCAGAACCACGAGGAGCUGGGCAAGGCUGCCAUCGAGGCAGGGCGAUUUCUUGUUGGAUAAUAAUAACACUUGUUGACGCUUAACGUCGAAAUGAAACGAUCUGCGGGUGUAUCGUAACAUUUCGAUUAUGAUUAUUUAUAUGUGAUUAUUAUGCAAUGUUGUUUAGAGUUACCUAACGACUAAAUAUGUCCCUCCAAUGACUGUGUAACAUUCAAUUGUCUAGUGUUUUUACUAUUGUUUCAUUAUGUCUAACCAAAGAUAUGGAAAUCAAUUCUUAAGUUCACAGAAAUGUUCAAUAUCCCUGUAAGUAGAUAGCAUUCGGUUCGUAAAUUUAAAGUCGUGUAAGUAGUUUUAGUCGCCGGCACCGUAUAUACCGGGUCGGCUAAGUAAGGACAUUGAAAACGCUUAUUAAUUGGUAUGAAAGGGUAAUUUAUAUUGUCAUAUCAUCCACUUUUCUCAUAUUUAAUACGGGUUUGCGAUAAUGAUGUUAAUCACCAAAAUAUAUUAACAUGAUAGGUAUCCUAAAUAUAAAUCUAUUUUAAGGUAAAUUUUAAAAAUUGCCUUUCGGAGUUGUUGUUGUGUCUUUUUUCUGAAUAUAUAAUAUUCGGCCAGCCUCUUACUGCGAAAAGACACGUUACCAAGUUCAUCCUGUUAGAUAGCUUUACUUGAUUUCGUAAUAGCACCACAUUUCUUGUGAAGGAUCGCUGGCGAUCCCAUUACUUUUUCUCUUUAGAAUAGUGUAUUAUUUUGUAAAUUACGUAUUAUACCUACUGUAGUUCUCUUUUACCCAAAUAUAUAAAAGAAAUUAGUCAUGGAUCCUUCAAGUAAAGGUUUUUGUGUAUGCAACUAACGGCUUGAAGUGUUUGAUUAAAGUUAAGUACUAACAAACGAGUGGUUUGCGACUAAGUUUUCUUUGAGUGAGUUCAAAUGUUUUCUGAAGUUAUUAAAUAAGUGCAAACUGUAAAAGCACGCGGGCCGGGUCUUGCAAUAGUACAUACUAAGUAGAUAGUUACAGAAGCACUCUCUCUUCGCACAACUCUCAUAUUCAUCUCCUUGUGCUGUUUAUAUUAGUCAUUCUUCGUUUUCACACAUUCUGAUAUGUGAUGGCUAAUAUUGACAUUCUAGCAGCAGAUCUGAUCAAAGUACCCCACCCAUUAUACUUAUUUCGUUUAAUAGCCAUAUCUACCUAUUAUGUUUAUAAACUAUAAGUACUUCAUUGUAUUAUUAUAACAUGUAAACGAAUCUUUCGUUUAAAAUAGAGUAUUUAUACUUAAUAACCUGUAUUAUUUUUGCAUUUCAUUGUUAUUCAUCAUCGUUGUUAAUGUACUGUUUUAUUAUGAGCUGGUCUCUAUGUUUUCAUGUACUCAACAGAUAUUUAUUGUGUAUAUCAUUUUAUUCUGGACAUUAGGUAAUUACAUUUCGUUCAAUGUUUUAUUUCCUAGUUGAGUAUUAUUUUGUGAGUACUUUCUAAGUCAUCAUUAGCAUUCAUCUGAGUCGAGAAUGAAGGUCCAAUGUACAUUAUUUUCGUAGGUAAUUUAAGAUUUGAUUCGGCGAUCAAAAAUAUUUAAAUACAGAAUUUCGCCAUGAUGUCUUCAAUAUGGGAAUGUAUAGGAUAGGAUUUGGACAUGAAAAAAAAAUUAAAACGCUUAACUACUUGUGUGUUAAAAUAGAGACAUUACGCUUAGAACGUUUGUUUUCUAAUGUAUAUGUAUUCGUAACGAAAUUGUGUUGAAUAAUGUUCGUACUACAGUAGAUCUGUGUAUAACACGUACGUACCCAAUCUUUCGUAACUUCGUAACUCACAUGUGAACAAAUUAAAUGUAUCUUCCUACCUAUUUUCCUGGAUAUUGUGCCGAUAUAGUAUUGUCCCAUUUAUGAUAUAAUAAUAUUGUAUCAAUCCAGCCAACAAGCAAUUUGCAAUGUUGACAGUCACGUAACUAGACUUGUAACACUAUGCUCGCAAUUAAAACUUAUUUCAAUAGACCUAAUUGCAAUAUUUAUACACCUAUCGACAGAUUUAACCUACGACAGACAAUCAAAUCUAUAGUUUGACACUUUAUAAGACGUGCGAAUAAGUAGAAUUGCUUAUAAAAUGUCAAACUAAAGCACAAUAUCCCACGAAUUCUUUAAUUCGUGCGCCUACUUGACAUGUCAAAUACAAGCACCAGCUUCAUUUUCGAGCGCAGUACCUACAAAAUUACUGUUAAAUCCAAACGUAUAUGGCAUGUCACAAUUCAAUAGAAUUUAGUAUUACCUACUUAAGAAUUAUUAUCAGAUUUUUUUCGCCAAAGUGGUUUCAGUGUUGUGUAAAAUGUUUUGUCAGUAUGGAGAACUAUCGCUAAGAUUGGAUAAUACCUAGAUAAAUUAAUAAUACCAAGUUAAAAGUGUGCAAUGCUGGUCAUUUGCAUUACUUUAUUUAUGUUUAAAAUAAAAAAAAAAUAGCUUGUAAUAGUUUAAAUGAAUAUUUGAGUUGAAUUAAAAAAUAUUAAUGUAUUUAGAAUAAAAAGAUAUGGGAGAAAACUCUAAAA